This is a messenger RNA of Trichechus manatus latirostris (Florida manatee), 2545 nucleotides long. RefSeq names its product xylulokinase (gene XYLB). The transcript is spliced from 16 exons. The record is from RefSeq and is a predicted model, not a curated record. Gene Ontology annotation, biological process: phosphorylation; xylulose metabolic process; D-xylose metabolic process. NCBI's taxonomy places the organism in Eukaryota, Metazoa, Chordata, Mammalia, Sirenia, Trichechidae. Gene Ontology annotation, cellular component: cytosol. Gene Ontology annotation, molecular function: D-xylulokinase activity. Bases 352 to 2148 code for a protein of 598 amino acids.
GUCCGCCGCCAUAAAGAUUACAGCCUUGGAAACCCCACGGGGCAGUUCCACUCUGUCCUAUAGGGUCUCUGUGUGUCAGAAUUGACUUGGCAACAGAUUUGGUUUGAUUUUUGUUUGGGCUUGCUGCCAGGUACAGGAACCAGCUUAUCUGUGAACAUCCACCUCUAGAAAGUCUGGGCUUUGGCUGUUUGGGGUGUAGUCUCCUUGAGAUAUGUAGAUGUUUCAGCUUAACCUCAGCUUCCUCAUUUUACUAAACUCUUUGGGUGUGUCCCCAGUUGAGGCCUCUCUUGGCAUGGUUACCAUGAGGUCUCCAGGCUGAGCUAUUCCUGGGGUGCUGGGCGUCACCUGCUGAUGUUAGUACCCCCUAUGCCAGGACAGAAGCUGGGAAAAUGCUGUCUGCCACUUCUUGAAAAUGCCUUCCAGGUGAAAGUCGUUGCUGUUGAUGAAAACCUGAAUGUCUUCUAUGAGGACAGUGUGCAUUUUGACAGAGACCUUCCAGAAUUUGGGACCCAGGGUGGUGUGCAUAUCCACAAGGAUGGGCUGACGGUCACUUCUCCCGUCCUGAUGUGGGUCCAGGCUCUGGAUAUCAUCUUGGAGAAGAUGAAGGCUUUGGGCUUCGACUUCUCUCAGAUCCUCGCCCUGUCUGGGGCAGGCCAGCAACACGGAAGUAUAUACUGGAAAGCCGGGGCCAGCCGGGCACUGACAAGCCUGUCACCAGCGCUCCCAUUACACCAGCAGCUAGAGGCCUGCUUCUCCAUCAGUGACUCUCCGGUGUGGAUGGACUCCAGCACCACAGCCCAGUGCCGCCAGCUGGAGGCCGCCAUGGGUGGGGCCCAGGCUCUCAGCUGCCUCACAGGGUCCCGUGCCUAUGAGCGUUUUACAGGAAACCAAAUCGCAAAGAUUUUCCAGCAGAACCCCGAGGCCUACUCACUCACAGAGAGGAUUUCUUUGGUCAGUAGCUUUGCUGCUUCCCUGUUUCUUGGGUCUUACUCCCCUAUCGACUACAGUGAUGGUUCUGGGAUGAACUUGUUGCAGAUACGUGACAAAGUCUGGUCCCAGGCCUGCCUUGGUGCCUGUGCUCCUCAGUUAGCGGAGAAGCUCGGACCGCCUAUGCGUUCGUCCUCAGUUGCGGGCACCAUUUCUUCCUACUACGUCCAGCGCUAUGGAUUUCACCCAGGAUGCAAAGUGGUGGCCUUCACGGGGGACAACCCAGCAUCUCUGGCAGGCAUGCGGCUGGAGGAAGGUGACAUUGUGGUCAGCCUGGGCACCAGCGACACCCUGUUUCUCUGGCUCCAGGAGCCCAUGCCCUCCCUGGAAGGCCACAUCUUCUGCAACCCGGUUGAUCCCCAGCACUACAUGGCCCUCCUGUGCUUUAAAAAUGGUUCCCUGAUGAGAGAGAGGAUCCGAGAUGAGUCCGCUUCCUGCUCCUGGAGCGAGUUCUCGAAGGCCCUGCAGGCCACGGAGAUGGGGAACGGCGGAAACCUGGGUUUUUAUUUUGAUGUAAUGGAGAUCACCCCGGAAAUUGUUGGGCGCCACAGGUUUAACGCAGAAAACUGCGAGGUCUCAGCGUUCCCCAGGGAUGUGGAGAUUCGAGCCCUGAUCGAAGGACAAUUCAUGGCCAAGAGGAUUCAUGCCGAGGGCCUGGGCUACCGAGUCAUGCCUAAGACAAAGAUUUUGGCCACCGGAGGAGCAUCUCACAACAGAGACAUCCUGCAGGUGCUUGCGGAUGUGUUUGGCGCCCCGGUGUACGUCACAGACACUGCCAACUCAGCCUGUGUGGGCUCUGCAUACCGAGCUUUUCACGGUAGGUCGAUGGGUUGGGGACAACGGCCUCUGCAAGGGCUUGGGGCACUGGCUGGGCCGAGGGGGGUGGAAGGGCAAGACUGGGCUGUUCCAGUCUUUGGGGGCUUUAGCUUCACUUCCCUGCCUCCCAUCGGGCCAAAACCAACCCAAACCCUCUGUUCCUGUAUUCUCCACUUAGGGAGUGAAAGGGGGCAGGGGCCUCUCCAGAACAGAGUCAGGCUCAGCACAGAGAUACUGGACAAGGACGUGUGCGUGCUGAGGGCAUGCAGGCCUGGGUCUGCACCGCAGGUGGGAGGAGGGUGGAUGAAGUCGGGAGCAGCCUGUUCAGCAGGAGCGAGAGGUUGAGACAGAGCCGAAGGCUUCAGACCCAGACAGUCCAGCACCCUGGACAGCUCCGCCGAGGCCCUGUGUUCUCUUGAUGGCCUACCCAGAACUCCGGAUGUUAAAGGAAUCUCCCCUGUCUAGGGGGGUUCGCUGGGGCAUGGCACUUGCCCACAAGGGCGUUCUUUGUCCAGUUUGAACCCAUUUGCUGUGUCCACUGCCCUCAGGGAGCUCCGCAGGCCGCCGUGUGCCUCACGGUUUUUUGCCUUCUCUAGCGCUGCCAUUCUUUGAGUGGCUAACCGCUCUUGACUUCUUUUCUGUGUGUGUUUUAAUGGAACGUUUACAGCACAAGUUACUUUUUAUUCAAAAAUUUAUACACAGGUUGUUUUGUGACAUUGGUUGGAGUCCCCACGAUGUGUCA